Aethalodelphis obliquidens (Pacific white-sided dolphin) is the source of this 996-nucleotide messenger RNA. RefSeq names its product proliferation marker protein Ki-67-like. Gene Ontology annotation, cellular component: chromosome; nucleus. NCBI's taxonomy places the organism in Eukaryota, Metazoa, Chordata, Mammalia, Artiodactyla, Delphinidae. The annotation marks the transcript as partial. Gene Ontology annotation, biological process: regulation of mitotic nuclear division; regulation of chromosome segregation. The transcript has a single exon. The record is from RefSeq and is a predicted model, not a curated record.
ACAGGUAGAAAGAGACGGUUCAAGUCACCACCAGGGAAAGUGUAUGCAGAAGAGCUCUCAGCGCCCAGGAAGCCCACACAGACACCAGGGGGAGCCAGACAUUCAGACAGAGAACGAGCGGAUGGUGAUAAAAGCAUCAAAUUAUCUAAGGAAACUCCAAAGCAGAAACUAGACUCAGCAGAAAAUAUAAACGGAAGCAAGAGGCCGCCAAGGACACCCAAGGAAAAGGUCCAAUGUCUAGAAGACCUGGCUGGCUUCAAAGAGCUCUUCCAAACCCCAGAUCAUGCCAAGGAACCAAGGGCUGUUGUCAAAACUCCCCAAACGCUCUGCAUGUCCUCCCAACCACAGCUAAUUGUCACACCAACCAAUAGGAAGAGAUGGCUCAAGACACCUCUGGGGAAAGCAGAUGUAGAGACAGAGCUCUCAGCAUGCAGAAUGACACAGACACCAGGGGAAACUAGGCACUCAGAGGGAGAACCAGUAGAUGAUGGUAAAAGCAUCAAAUUGUUUCAGGAAACUCCACAUCAGAAACUGGACUCAUCAGAAAAUGUAAGUGGAAGUAAGAGGCGGCCAAGGACACCCAAGGGAAAGGCCCCACCGCUGGAAGACCUGGCUGGCCUCAAAGAGCUCUUCCAAACCCCAGAUCAUGCCAAGGAACCAACGACUGAUGACAGACCCACCAACAUACCUCGUCAAUCUCCACAACCAGAACCAGCCAACACACCAAGUAGAAGGGGACGUCUCAAGACACCUUCCCAGAAAGUGGAUGUGCAGGAAGAUGUCUCAGCUCUCAGGAAGCCUCAACAAACACCAGGGGAAACCACACACUCACACAGAGAACCAGAGGGUGCUGCCAGAGGCAUUGCAGUGUCUCGGGAAGCUCCAGCAGAGAAACUGGACCCUACAGAAAAUGUAACUAGAAGCAAGAGGCGGCCGAGAACACCAAGGAAAACGGCCCCACCCCUGGAAGACCUGGCUGGCUUCAAAGAGCUCUUC